AUGUCCGUAAUGCCGGUCGCGAACCACCGCAGAUCCUCGCAUUGCAAGUUGAUGUCGCCUCUGAAGAGUCGCUCUGAAGAGUCGGUCCGCACAGCUGCCCGAACAGUCGGUCAAGCAUUUGGUGGAAAGCUUGACAUUCUCAUCAACAAUGCGGGCUAUUUACCUGAGUUCAAAUUCAUGACUGCAUCUGGCCCGGCAGACUGGCGGAAAGGCAUGUAG
Penicillium atrosanguineum is the source of this 219-nucleotide messenger RNA. RefSeq lists its product as uncharacterized. The coding region runs from base 1 to 219 and encodes 72 amino acids. The record is from RefSeq and is a predicted model, not a curated record. The transcript has a single exon. NCBI's taxonomy places the organism in Eukaryota, Fungi, Ascomycota, Eurotiomycetes, Eurotiales, Aspergillaceae.